AAUGCAAUGACUGUAACACCUAAUAUUGAUAGGCAAGAUGGCGCUGACUUUGAGAAGUGGAUAUCUGGAGAUGCUGAGAACGUGUUGGAGAUUACAAGCACGUCAUGUGAAAAUUCCUGUUCUUAAUCAAAUGGGACUUCUGUAUCCUGCAAUAGCACGUCAUCGAAGUUCUCAGAGCAAAUUACCAUCAAGCAGUUAUGUACCACCGACGUCCUUAUCCAGACCACCGUGGCCAGAAGUGUCCUAUAUCAGCAGUGACGAAGAGGAGAGGCAGCACAAAGUGGUUCUAGAAAAUGUGAACACCCUUCUUGCAAAGGAAGACUAUGGAAGGCUUUUUGCAGUUGUCCAUUUUGCAAGUCGACAGUGGAAAGUGACAAAUGAAGACCUGAUCCUCAUUGAAAACCACAUUGAUGCUGAAUGUGGUGACAGGAUUAGACUUGAGAAGGUGCUGCUGGUUGGUGGAGAAGAGUUCACGCUGAUUGGGAGGCCCCUACUCGGUCGUAAUUUGGUCAGAGUAGAGGCAACUGUCAUUGAGAAGACUGAAUCCUGGCCCAAAGUUCACAUGCGGUUCUGGAAAAGACACAGAUACCAGAAGAAAAGAAUUAUUGUGCAACCACAAACAGUGCUUCGGAUCAACACAAUUGAAGUUGCUCCCAGAUUGACAUGAUGGUAUAUGUUUUGAAUUGUAAAUAAACUUUUGGCCAAUGAAUGUGCCACUGAAAUUUGGAACACAUGCUCAGUUGAAAAUAUAAAUGGGAAAACAUAGUUAUGGACAACAUUUGGUAUCUUUCAAGUGAAUCUUUGUAAAUGUGCCUUUUUAUGUAAUCAGAUGUGUUUAAGUACAAUUUAAGCAAACUGUCAUAGGUCAAUUGUUUAUGAAUCUGUUAUGAAAUUAGUGAAAUCCAGGUGCAGUUUCUCACCUAUAUGACAAAUAGCCAUAGGACACCUAUGAUAUCAUGUUGCACAGCGGAGAAACCUAGCUUGAAGACAGCAAAGAAGGAUAACAUAAUAUAGUAAGUGAAAAUCUGGGACACGUGUGUUUUCACACUUGGUCCCUUUCAGCCAAGUUUUGUGAACUCAGUGUGGUUCGCUUAAUUUUUUUUGCAGUGUGAAUACUCCAAAAUAACUCAGACCUUUCAAAAGGUCCCCCGAACCGAACUGAGACCGUCUCGAGAGGUGGUCUCAGUUCGGUUCCCUUUUUUAGGACAAUGUGAAAACAAAGCUCCCCAAGUUUGCUUGUCAUUAUUCGCGCACCACACACUAGACUACUGCAACACCGUUUCCCCUGCUAUAAACCCUCACAUUGGUGCCACAAAGAGAGAUGAUGCAGGUUCCAUGGAAGAAAAUGUGUGCUCAUUUUGGUUAUUGAUUAGUGAUUUGUCAAGGAGUUUUAUUCAAUAUAAUCAAUAUUGUAAACAAGUAAUCUACAAAAAAAAUGGAUCUAUUGGCUGAGAGCUUCAUAAGCUGUUUAUUGUUUGUGGAGUUUCAAUAGUGAGAAGACAACAUAUUUGGUGAGAAUCGCAACAUAGGGUACGCAAUUUAUUCUUGCUCUUAAAGGGGCAGUAGCCUACCUUGGGUGUACAAUUUUCAAUGACAGCAUUAUUUAUUCUGCAGUUGUACUAUUACUAUGUAUUCUGUUACCAAUCAAAUGUACAUGUUACUAGUAUCUUCCGAUUAUAAUUACUGUACUUUU
Oncorhynchus kisutch (coho salmon) is the source of this 1693-nucleotide messenger RNA. It is a transcript of the gene mrpl21, whose product is annotated as mitochondrial ribosomal protein L21. Gene Ontology annotation, molecular function: structural constituent of ribosome. The record is from RefSeq and is a predicted model, not a curated record. Gene Ontology annotation, cellular component: ribosome; mitochondrial large ribosomal subunit. Bases 38 to 667 code for a protein of 209 amino acids. Lineage: Eukaryota; Metazoa; Chordata; Actinopteri; Salmoniformes; Salmonidae. The transcript is spliced from 7 exons.